UUCUCAAAAUUUUGUUCGUCACGCAAAAGAGGAAAAGAGAGAGACGGCGAUAGUCUGUUUCUUUCCUUCCGGCGAUUUCGUCUUUGGGUGUUCUCGGAGCUCCUCGAAUCUUGUCCGGAUCCUUAGAUCUAUACUGUUCCGGAGAAUUUCCGCUGCCUUCCAUUCAGAUCUUUUCGUUUUCGAGCUUUUUUUUUGUGUUCAGAUCUCGGAACCUCCGGUUUUGGAAUUGGAUCAGAUGUCGAAACCUUGGGGUAAGAUCGGCGCAUGGGCCGAUGAGGCUGAGCUUGCCGAUGAGGAGAAAGCCGCAGAAGCUACGGCCACUGCGGCGGCGGAUAUGCGUAGUUUCCCGAGCCUAAAAGAAGCUGCGAUUGCCAAGUCGAAGAAGAAGAAAAAGAUCAUGACGCUGUCGGAGUUCUCCAUGGGUGAGUACGGCAGCGGAAGUGCCGCGGUGGGAUUGACCCCGGAGGAGAUGCAUCAGCUUCCGACUGGUCCCCGGCAACGCUCCCAGGAGGAGAUGCAACCGGGUCGUCUAGGCGGCGGAUUCUCCUCGUACGGUCGGUCUGGUGGUGGGCCUCCGGAACGGAUGAUGCGGGAUCGGGGAGAUUCCGAUGGGUCGUGGGGCGGUGGCAGGAGAGCCUAUGGCGGAUUUGACGAUGAACGCAGAGGACCCUCGUCUAGGGUUUCCGAUUUGUCUCAGCCGUCAAGGGCUGACGAGGUUGAUGACUGGGGAAAAUCGAAGAAAUCGCUUCCUUCUUUCGAUCAAGGACGCCAGAGUCGCUAUGGCGGUCUUGGAGCCGGCGGCAGUGGUGGUGGAUUCUCCAAGGCGGAUGAGGUCGAUAAUUGGGGGGCGGGAAAAAGGCAGCCCCCCACAUCUACAUUCGGGUCGGGUUUCCAUGAUUCGGGCCCCAAGCCUGAUCGGUGGAGCCGAGAAGUCGCCGGCGUUCAGGCGGAGCGUCGUCGUCUGGUUUUGGAACCACGAAAGGCUGAUUCAGGAGUGACCGAAACUCAGGUUGUGAAGACAAAUAAACCGAGCCCAUUUGGUGCAGCUAGACCGAGAGAGGAAGUGUUGGCGGAGAAGGGAUUGGAUUGGAAGAAACUCGACUCGGAAAUUGAGGGCAAGAAAGAAAGCUCCCAAACGAGUAGACCAACGAGUGCGCACUCAAGCAGGCCAUCAAGUGUGCAAUCUAUCAGGUCUGAGGGUUCGGCAUUGAACAGCAUAGAGAAUGCUGUGAAACCGAGACCCAAGGUGAAUCCUUUUGGCGAUGCAAAGCCUAGGGAAAUAUUGCUGGAGGAACGUGGACAGGAUUGGCGCAAGAUCGAUUUCGAACUUGAUCAUCGCAGAGUUGACAGGCCUGAGACAGAAGAAGAGAAAAUGUUGAAGGAAGAGAUCGAAGAAUUAAAGAAGCAACUCGAGAAGGACCCCGCUGCACCAGAUAGCAAGGCCUCUAAAGAAGAACCAGGUGGUAAUAACAAUAGUUUGCCGGGCAUUAUAAGUCAGAAAGAAAAAGAUCUGGAAACUCUUGCCCGUGAGUUGGACGACAAGGUAAGGUUCAGGCAGAAAGCAGUUCAGAGACCAGACUCCAGUGCAGGCAGAACAGCGACUUAUUCUGAAAGAUCACAUUCCCGAUCGGAAUCAUUCGAUGAGUCUAGGAGCGUUGAAUCUAUGGACCGACCAAGAUCACGUGGUGCAGUUGAUGCCUGGGUAAGGCCUGUCGAUAACAGAAGAAACUUCCAAGGAAACCAGGAGCAUGGCCACUUCAGCAACAGGAACUCUGACAGGCCGUCGUCGUCGUCGUCGAGGGAGAGAUGGUAAAGAAAGAGAAAGAAACAAAGAACCAAAGGGGUUUGAGGGUGAGUAGUAAAACCCCACCUAGAUUUUGAAGGAAGAGUAGAGAAAGCUUAUAUUAGAUAAUAAAAAGAAAACUCGUUUCUUUCAUAAAACUUAAAUCUGUGGUUUUGUUAUUGUCUUUGGAGCCUUCAUAUGUUGGUGACAACUGCAGCCACUAGACUUUGGUGGAGGAUGUCUUCAUAAUUAGGAGGCAUGACUCUUUUCUCUUUUGUGUUGAAAUCCAUUGGAUAUCUGUCCAUUCCCUUGUAAAUCUGAAGAUUUGGGGGUUCGGUUUUGUUUUUUUUUUUUUUUUUUUUUUUUUUUUUUUGCAUGGACUUGGGAAGGAACCCAUUAUAAAUUUAUAACUGUUUGUAUUUUGAAGUUGAAUGUCUUCUUCUGACCA
Messenger RNA from Tarenaya hassleriana, 2231 nucleotides. RefSeq names its product eukaryotic translation initiation factor 4B2-like. The record is from RefSeq and is a predicted model, not a curated record. Lineage: Eukaryota; Viridiplantae; Streptophyta; Magnoliopsida; Brassicales; Cleomaceae. Bases 236 to 1813 code for a protein of 525 amino acids. The transcript is spliced from 3 exons. Gene Ontology annotation, molecular function: translation initiation factor activity; mRNA binding.